CAUUUUUAAGUUAAAACCGAGAGAGAGAAUUUUGUAGAAGAGAAGUGACUGAGAAAAACGUGGAAAAACAUGGAGGUUUCUUCGGCGACUCUCCGGCCGUCGUCGCGUUGUUCCUUCUCAAUAGGAGCCCCUAAAACUGCUUUCAGAGUUCGCGUUUCUUCUUUUUCUUGCUUUGCGAAUUCGAAUUCAGCUCCAAAUGGUUAUUUCUCCCCUAUAACCUUCAAAGGCUGUCAUUUGUUGGCUAAACCUGUUAAGCUGCGAUGUUCACGAUCCUUUCUUCUUGCUGCUGUUGUUGGUGAUACAGCAGCAGCGCCGAGUAAUUAUAGCAAAGAAAGGGUGUCAGAUUCUGAUGAUCCCUCUUUGAGUGAAAAAUCUGGCACAAAUGGUGAAAAUAGAGAUGAGAGAGAUAAUGUUGGGUCCUUGGAUGACCAAAAAAUGAACAAAGUAUGCGACAAGCUAAUUGGGGUUUUCAUGGUUGACAAGCCUACUCCAACUGAUUGGCGAAGAUUGUUAGCUUUCAGCAAGGAAUGGGACAAUAUCCGGCCCCAUUUCUAUAAAAGGUGUCAGGAGCGAGCAGAUAGUGAGGAUGAUCCUGGGAUGAAGCAUAAACUACUUAGGCUUGGACGGAAACUAAAAGAGAUUGAUGAGGAUGUGCAGAGACAUAAUGAACUUCUUGAAGUAAUAAAAGGAGCACCUUCAGAAAUAAGUGAAAUUGUUGCCAGGCGUCGCAAAGAUUUCACAAAAGAAUUUUUUGUUCAUCUUCACACUGUAGCUGAAUCCUACUACGACAAUCCAACAGAGCAAAAUGCUUUGGCAAAACUUGGGAAUACAUGCUUGGCUGCCGUUCAAGCUUAUGAUGCUGCAAGUGAAAGCGCUGAAGCACUAAAUACUGCAGAGUUGAAAUUACAAGAUAUCAUCAGCUCUCCUUCUUUAGAUGCUGCUUGUAGGAAGAUAGACAAUUUAGCUGAGAAAAACCAACUAGACUCGGCAUUGGUGUUGAUGCUCACGAAAGCUUGGUCAGCUGCUAAGGAGUCGAACAUGGUGAAAGACGAGGUUAAAGACGUGUUAUAUCACUUAUACUUGACUGCUAGAGGCAAUCUCCAGAGGCUUAUGCCAAAAGAAAUUCGAAUAUUGAAAUAUAUUCUCACAAUUGUGGAUCCUGAUGAGAGACUGAGCGUGCUAAAUGACGCUUUUACUCCAGGAGAAGAACUUGAAGGAAAAGAUGUUGAUUGUCUCUACACGACACCAGAGAAGCUUCACACCUGGAUUAAGAUUAUCGUGGAUGCUUAUCAUUCCAGCAGUGAAGGCACUCUCAUUCGAGAAGCUAGAGACCUGAUGAAUCCAAAGAUCAUUCAGAAACUCGAGGAAUUGAAGACCCUGGUCGAGAACAAGUUCAUGUGAGAGAUAUCUUGCACCUUGCAUAUAAUUUCGCAUUUCUCCUUCCAAAUGCAAAUGAUUUCAGACCCAAGCUUGGAGUAGUUAUACAUGAACAGCCCUUGAAAUAGUUGCUUAGUUGUGAAGUUUAUCUGACAAACUUGAAAAAGUCGGAGCAGAAUGAAGCUUGUGAACCAUGAAUCCUAUGAACUAUGAAGCUUCAACUAGAAUCGUUGAUACCCAAACGUAGAAGUGUAAUCUACUUGGAUUUUUGUAUUCUGAUGUAUAGGUCUUUCGGAUUCAAGCUAAUAUUUCUUAUCAAUAGACCAAUAGCUACAUGAAA
Morus notabilis is the source of this 1717-nucleotide messenger RNA. RefSeq lists its product as uncharacterized. The record is from RefSeq and is a predicted model, not a curated record. Gene Ontology annotation, cellular component: chloroplast envelope; chloroplast thylakoid membrane. The transcript has 6 exons. NCBI's taxonomy places the organism in Eukaryota, Viridiplantae, Streptophyta, Magnoliopsida, Rosales, Moraceae. The coding region runs from base 70 to 1401 and encodes 443 amino acids.